GUUCUGCUGAAGGACGUCACCACGGUGUCUCUUCCCUCAGUCAUGGACCCUCUGGCCUUCGAGAGCGUGUUAAACUCGGCCUACACGGGUCAGCUCAGCAUCGUGCGCGACGACAUCAUCAACUACGUCACGGUGGCCAGCUUCCUGCAGAUGUGGCACAUCGUGGACAAGUGCACGGACAUCCUGAAGAGGUCGCGACCUUUGGUUCAGGUCAGCCCCGGCGGGGCGACGUCCUCCAGUCACCAGUCGCCCAGCAGCUCCGACUGCUGCUUCGCCGAUCCGGAGGACGGGGAGCGAGCGGCGAGCGAACAAACUCUGGAAAAACGGCCGCAAAGCGCACUACCGCCUCUGGCCACAUGGAGGCGUCCAACUCAGAGCAGGUGGAGCAGAAGCAGCCUGACGUUCCCCGUCCGAACGGAGCCCGAAUGCGGCCCAAAUACGGGAGACGAAGGUUUCCACGCAUUCCCCGUUGCGCCUUUGCCGUCCAUUGAAACUUCGGACUUCCCAAGGCACCGAAUCCGCGCUCGCCUCCGAGGAGCGAAGGAAGACGAGGAGCAGCGGAGGAUGGAAGCGGAUGAAGGAGUCGGAGAGCCACUGGAUGAGGACAAAGUGAGGGUGAAGUGUGAGGAGCACCAGGCCGGAGCCGCCGAGUCGGACGGACGUCUCAGAGAGAGCGGCGAGACGGACGGACUGUGGAACCAGUGGACUUUGUCGGACGCCAAGCUCCUGGACGACGAAGACGAGGAGGACGAAACGGACGUCACGUUCGAGACCUACGACGAGAUCGAAAAGGCCACGGGGCAGAUCUCCCAGCGUCCUUUGCCACCGCCGGGACCAUCCGACCAGUUGGCGCCGGGACCGUCCGAGCUCUCCUGGGCCUCGCAGUCGUCCUCGUCCUCCCCGUGCUCUCCUCUCUCUGCGACGCCCAAAGUUCACUUCUGUCACUGCGGCAAAGCGUACACGCUGAAGAGCAUGCGCGACCGCCACGUGAAAAUGCAGCACCUGAACCUGCGUCCGUUCGUCUGCCCCGUCUGCUCCAAGAGCUUCAAGAUGAAGCACCACCUGACCAAACACGUCAAGACGCACGGAGGCCUGCGUCCGUACGAGUGCGCGCUCUGCGGCAAGAAGAUCGUCUGGAGAGACAGUUUCCUCAAGCAUCAGGCUCGCUGCCAGGGAACGACGACGACGACGUCUGAUUAA
This is a messenger RNA of Sinocyclocheilus grahami, 1200 nucleotides long. RefSeq names its product zinc finger and BTB domain-containing protein 22-like. Gene Ontology annotation, molecular function: DNA-binding transcription factor activity, RNA polymerase II-specific; protein binding; RNA polymerase II cis-regulatory region sequence-specific DNA binding. Gene Ontology annotation, biological process: regulation of transcription by RNA polymerase II. Lineage: Eukaryota; Metazoa; Chordata; Actinopteri; Cypriniformes; Cyprinidae. The record is from RefSeq and is a predicted model, not a curated record. The annotation marks the transcript as partial. The transcript is spliced from 3 exons.